This is a messenger RNA of Procambarus clarkii (red swamp crayfish), 978 nucleotides long. Its product is annotated as calponin homology domain-containing protein DDB_G0272472-like. Lineage: Eukaryota; Metazoa; Arthropoda; Malacostraca; Decapoda; Cambaridae. The record is from RefSeq and is a predicted model, not a curated record.
AUGAAAAAAAAACAAGCAGAAUUGCUGCUUGUGGAGGCGCACUUUGAAGGGAUUAAGAUCUUGACAAAGUCUGCCUUGAUUUAUAUGGCAGGUAAAUUAGAUUUAACAGCUAAUAACAGAAUGGUGAAGAUCCAGUUAGUAAAGCUGACAGUCACCCACUUAGUGGACGACGGUAGACUUGAGGAAGAUGUUCUAGACGAGUUACCACAAGGGUCAAAUGACCAAUUAUCAAUGAAGUGUCAUAAGUUAGAGGCUCAGAUAAAAUUAACUAAAAUAGAGGUUCAAAAUAAACAGUUAGAGGUAGAGGCUCAAAAUAAACAGUUAGAGCUAGAGGCUCAAAAUAAACAGUUAGAGCUAGAGGCUCAAAAUAAACAGUUAGAGCUAGAGGUUCAAAAUAAACAGUUAGAGCUAGAGGCUCAAAAUAAACAGUUAGAGCUAGAGGCUCAAAAUAAACAGUUAGAGCUAGAGGUUCAAAAUAAACAGUUAGAGCUAGAGGCUCAAAAUAAACAGUUAGAGCUAGAGGUUCAAAAUAAACAGUUAGAGCUAGAGGCUCAAAAUAAACAGUUAGAGCUAGAGGCUCAAAAUAAACAGUUAGAGCUAGAGGCUCAAAAUAAACAGUUAGAGCUAGAGGCUCAAAAUAAACAGUUAGAGCUAGAGGCUCAAAAUAAACAGUUAGAGUUAGAGGUUCAGCAUAAAUUAGAGGAAGCUAGGCAAAAGCAAGCAGAACAAACUAGACAGUUAGAAAUUCAAGGACAAAAGGCAGCAGAUAGUAACAUAGAAGAACAGAUAAUCGCAGCUGGACAUGGUAAUACUAGUAAUAUUUCAGGUAGUAACAACCCUCAGUCUAGAAUUAAUAAAUAUGUAGAGUUACCUAUGUUUAAUGAGGAAGACCCUGAGAUCUUUUUUACCCAUUUUAGCAAAACCGCCUUCAGCAUGAAUUGGCUAGUAGAUCAAUGGGUUGCCAUUAUGCAAAGUUAG